AUGUCCAACUCGACCUCGAACCACUUCACCUGCCCAUCAGGUGGCACCUGGUACGUGUGCCCAGAGGCGCCGUACUUCGUGGGCUGCUGCUCCUCAGACCCCUGCACAAACGUCGACGCAAACAGCACCGCGCCAUGCCAGGACGUCUAUCCCGCCUCCUUCGACCCCUCAAUCUACAACGACAUCCUAUCCAACUCGUGCAUCGACCCCGCGAACUCGAAGUGGUAUACCUGCGCCUUCACGGACCCGCCCUUCAUCGGCUGCUGCUCGAAGAACAACCGUUGUCCCUCGAACGAGGUCGCUUGUUCAGACGAUGAUGUACUUGCCGCUGCGUGGAACUCGUCCCGCCCCAGUCAAUUCACUCUGUUCCUGGAUGCGGGCACAGACGAUGACGAUGAUGGGGAUAGUGGUGAAAGGGGUGGGGGUGGGUUAUCCGACGGCGUGCUCGCGGGAAUCGUGGUUGGGGCCGUUGCGGCGCUGGUGAUUGCCGGAGCGCUCGUUUGGCUAUUCAUGCGGAGAAGGAACAAGAAGGCUGCUGCGAUGAGUGGGCACGGGCACACGCCGUCUGUUGUUGAGGGCGAGCAUCAGAGGAUGUAUCCGGGCGAGUAUGGAUAUCAGCAUUCAUCCCCGGCGUCGCCGUACCAUGACUCGCGAUUCUCUAGCCCCGACGGCACGCAAGUUGGGGCAGGAAAUAACCCGAAAUACAUGUCAACUUCCUCAGCAGGUUUCAGCCUGCCCUCGUUCUCUCCCGGAAUACCGUCGGAAAGCGGACGGCCGAUUCAUGAAAUGCACUCGAUUUCUGGGAGCGAGGAUAUGCCGCAGCAGAAGUGGGCGCCGGGCCAGAACUACGGGCUCGGUAUGCAUGGAGCACAAGAGCCUGAGCCGAUACAGGAGUUGGACGGCAAUAUGGCGGAGGUGCAUGAGCUGGAAGGAGGAAAUCGGCCGUUGUAA
Messenger RNA from Penicillium verhagenii, 951 nucleotides. RefSeq names its product EGFR-like transmembrane domain-containing protein. The record is from RefSeq and is a predicted model, not a curated record. Bases 1 to 951 code for a protein of 316 amino acids. The transcript is spliced from 2 exons. NCBI's taxonomy places the organism in Eukaryota, Fungi, Ascomycota, Eurotiomycetes, Eurotiales, Aspergillaceae.